Messenger RNA from Chrysoperla carnea, 800 nucleotides. RefSeq names its product rhythmically expressed gene 2 protein-like. The record is from RefSeq and is a predicted model, not a curated record. The transcript has 2 exons. NCBI's taxonomy places the organism in Eukaryota, Metazoa, Arthropoda, Insecta, Neuroptera, Chrysopidae. The coding region runs from base 37 to 792 and encodes 251 amino acids.
UUGGAUAAAUAAGCAUUUUUUUUAAAAGUGAUAAAAAUGCCUAAAUUAAGUUUGAAAAACAUUCGAUUAAUUACAUUCGACGUAACUGGAACAUUAUUAAAAUUUCGUAAUUCGCCUGGCAGAGAGUACGCGAAUAUUGGAAAUUUACAUGGAAUUAAAUGUACUGAGCAAGACUUAAAUAAUAAAAUCAAAGCUACAAUAAAAAAUCUUAACAAAACUCAUCCCAAUUAUGGUAAAUUUUCUGGUAUAGGUUGGGAAAAAUGGUGGCAUAAAGUUAUACAAAGUGCAUUCGAAGAAUUUACAACCGAUGAAGAGAAACUACAACCGAUAUCUAAAGAUUUGAUUGCUAUUUACCAGACCUCUUUAUGUUGGAAACACACUUUUGGAGCCGUUGAAUUAUUAGAUACCUUAAAAAGUCGUGAUAUUCAAUUAGGUGUAAUUUCGAAUUUUGAUCCUCGUUUAUCGGUGAUUCUAAAAAAUUUACAAAUUGAUCAAUAUUUUAAAUUUGUUAUAAAUUCAUUUGAAGCAGGCGUAGAGAAACCAGAUAGGCGAAUAUUUCGAAUGGCAAAUAAUUUCUCGAAUGUGAAGAAUUUAUUACCCGCAGAAUCGUUACAUAUUGGCAAUUCUUUAGAAUUAGAUUAUAAAGGUGCUAUCAAUGCCGAUUGGAAAGCAGCGUUAAUUUCGAAAGAAGUUCCGGAACAUGCGAUACCCGAACAUGCGGUAUUUGCUAGUUUGAGCAAUUUAAAGAAUAGUUUAUUAGACGAAAAAUGCGUUAAAUUAGCCAAUGUUUAAUUUUGAGA